AUUCCGAUACGUCCAAAAGGAAUCCGCAAAAGAAAAAGAAAAAAACGUCCAAAAGUCUCCAAACCCCAGCCAAGAAAUGGAGGCGCUCGUGGUGCGGCGGCUGGGCGACCCCACGCUGGCCCCCGGCGGCGAGGCCUCCCCGUUCGCGGCGGUCUCUAGGGACCACCCGAUUCCGGAGCUCUCGUCGCCGACGGCCGUCCGCGUGCGUGUCGCGGCGACCAGCCUUAACUUCGCCACCUUCCUCCAGGUUCAAGGCAAGUACCAGGAGCGCCCGCCGCUACCGUUCGUCCCCGGAUCUGACUAUGCGGGCGUCGUCGAUGCCGUAGGACCCGGCGUGCGCGGUCUCCGGCCCGGCGACCGCGUCUGCUCCUUCACCGGCCUCGGGUCCUUCGCGGAGUUCAUCGUCGCCGAGGAGAAGCAACUGUAUUUAGUGCCUGAUGGAUGUGACCUGGUUUCUGCUGGGGCUUUACCUGUUGUAUUUGGUACAUCACAUUUGGGCCUUGUCCACAGAGCUCAAUUAAAGGCUGGCCAGGUGCUACUUGUUCUCGGUGCUGCCGGAGGUGUCGGGUUAUCUGCUGUACAAAUAGGAAAAGUUUGCAGUGCUGUUGUUAUUGCAGUUGCUAGGGGGACUGAGAAAAUGCAAUAUCUCAAGUCCAUAGGAGCCGAUCAUGUAAUUGACUCAAGCAAGCAUAAUGUUAUAGAAAGCACCAAGUCAUUUUUAAAGGCUAGAGGCCUGAAAGGCGUCGAUGUUUUAUAUGACCCUGUCGGGGGCAAACUUACGCAAGAUAGUCUGAAACUUCUCAAUUGGGGUGCACAUAUUCUGGUCAUCGGAUUUGCCAGUGGUGAUGUACCAGUUAUUCGAGCAAAUAUUGCUCUGGUUAAGAAUUGGACAAUCCAUGGUCUGUAUUGGGGAAGCUACUUAAGUCAUUGUCCAGCGGUACUGAUUGACUCCCUCAAUGAACUCCUGUUGUGGCUUUCAAAGCGUUUGAUAACAGUUCAAAUCUCACACGCAUACAGGCUCGGUGAGGCCCAUCUCGCUUUCGCUGCCCUGAGAGAUAGGAAGGCGAUUGGUAAAGUGAUGAUUGUAAUGGACUCAUCAGCAAAAUCAAGGCUCUGAUGCUCUUCAGACGUGCUUCUAUAUGGAAUCAUGAGACCUAUGUACCCCUUGUAUUCAUGAUAGGCGAAAAGAUUAUCCAAGGCACAGGAAGUUUCCCUUUCCCUGUCAAUAAUGUUACGUACAAUCAGUGUUCGCCCAAACGCUAUACGGUUGGUCACCCGUUGAAUAGCGACUAGAUAGUGUGUACACGGGUUUGUACGGUACUAACAAAUAUCCGUAUAUUUAUGUAAGUGAAAAUGAGGAAAAUAUUAUAUUUGACUUUA
Molecule: messenger RNA, 1380 nt
Organism: Phragmites australis (common reed)
Lineage: Eukaryota; Viridiplantae; Streptophyta; Magnoliopsida; Poales; Poaceae
Exons: 6
Coding region: 77-1117 (346 amino acids)
Molecular function (GO): zinc ion binding; oxidoreductase activity
Source: RefSeq, a predicted model, not a curated record